CUUUCCUCACUUCCGUCACACAUUGCCGUAUUGCAACUUCGUCUGGUCGGUAGGCAUAGGCCGACGGAUAAUCCCGGAUAAGCCGCAAGCAACACCAAUGGCGCCGCCGCUCCUCCUCCUCCUCCUGCUGCCGCUCCUCGCCGUGGCCGCCGAGGCCGUCCCUCCCAACCCGGCGGCAGCAGGCGGCAGUGCUCCCCCGGUCCCGACGCCGUGGCCGGAGCAGUUCCACGCGGUGAUGUUCACCAACCUGACCGAGAGCGGCGGGCGCCUGCAGCUCAUCGACCUCUACUACGACUGGCCCCGCGGCCGCAACCUGAACCUCAUCCACAACCAGCUCUCCGGCGACCCCACCUACGACGUGGAGUGGACCAACGGCACCUCCUACAUCUUCGACUCCGCCUCCUGCCGCACCAUACGCUUCCCCGUCGGCGUCCUGCCCCCGGACUGGCUCCACGGCGCCGUCUACCUCGGCCGCGAGAGCACCGACGGCUUCGACUGCCACCUCUGGACCAAGGUCGAUUUCGUCUGGUACUACGAGGACGUCCUCACCCACCGCCCCGUCCGCUGGAACUUCUUCAAUGGGAUGCAGCAGCAUGUGAUGAGCUUCGAGGUGGGCGGGGUGCUAGAGGACUCCCACUGGCAGGCACCCUCGCACUGCUUCGCUGACGACGCCACCGCCGCCGCCGCCACCGGAACCGAUGCGGCGAGCAGCCUCCUCAGGCUCGCACGGACGACCGCAGCGGCUGUAACAUCUGCAGCUUAAAAAGUAGAGUUGGAUUCCCACCGGUCGUUUUUCCAUUUCAUUAUGAAUCUAUCUAUUCGAUAAAUCACGAGUGGACAUACAUCCACGCGAGGAUGAUAUCUACUCCCUCCGUCUGUGAAUAAAUGUACAUGUAAUAAAUAUACAUCUAGCUUUUGUUUUAAGUCAAAGUUUUAAAACUUUGACCACCUUUCAAGGAUAAAGUAAAAGUAUUUAUGGCACCAAA
Aegilops tauschii subsp. strangulata is the source of this 986-nucleotide messenger RNA. RefSeq lists its product as uncharacterized. The record is from RefSeq and is a predicted model, not a curated record. Lineage: Eukaryota; Viridiplantae; Streptophyta; Magnoliopsida; Poales; Poaceae.